AUGGCAUACUAUGCUCCGCCGGGAGGCAUGGCCUACCAGGCGCCAGGAGCCAUGGCCUACCAGGCUCCAGCAGGCAUGGCCUACCCGGCGCCGGGGGCCAUGGCUUACGCAGCGCCGCCAGGAGGCCCGUCGCGCGACCCUCACAUCAGCCCCCAGUUCACAGCACCCACCAAGGUCAUCCACCUGCGCAACCUGCCCUUUGACGUGACCCUGGAAGAGAUCCGAGAGUUCUGCGCCCCCUGGGGCACCAUAGUGGGCGGCAACCGCAACCAGGCGUUUGUGGAGUUUGCGACCCUGGAGCAGGCAAUGGCGAUUGUGUCGCACUACCAGUCCUCCCCCGAGCCCGCCAAGUUCCGGGGCCGCUCCUCCUGGCUCUCCUUCUCGGGGCGCGACCGCCUCACAAACGUGACCCCCUCCACAGACAGCCCCACGCCAGUGCUGCAAGUCAACGUGAUCAACAUCCAGCCCGACCUGGCCCAGGCGGUCACCUUGGACCUCCUGAACAGCGUGUUUGGCGCCCACGGCUUUGUGAAGAAGCUGGUGACCUACGCCAAGCCCGAGGGCGGCGUGGUGGCCUGGGUGCAGUUUCCGGAUGCGCAGACGGCGGCCACGGUGCGCAACACGCUGCAGGGGCAGCCCAUCCCGCGGCAUCUUCUCAACGACCACCCCAACCCGCCAGUGCUUGACAUGGCCUUUGCCGCACAGCCAGACCUGGCGAUCCGGGCGCAGAGCUACUGCACGCGAGACUACACCAAUGCCGCCAUUCCCUGGGGGGAGCCUGACCUGUCGAUGAUCCAGGCCAUGCUGCCUUCCUCGGGAGGCACAGACGGGCCCUCCAAUGUGCUGUCUGUCAGCUUUGACCAAAUGACCUAUCCGGUGACCGUGGAUGGCGUCCACACGAUUUUUUCUACCUACGGCUUUGUGCAGAAGAUCCACAUUUUCGAGCGGGACGGCCGUACCGUGGCGCUGGUGCAGUACGCUGACGUGGCGACCGCUGACUCGGCGCGGGCCGCCCUCGAGGGGCACGCCAUGUACGACGGAGGGCACAACGUGGUGGGUUGA
Messenger RNA from Chlorella variabilis, 1062 nucleotides. RefSeq lists its product as hypothetical. Gene Ontology annotation, molecular function: mRNA binding. The record is from RefSeq and is a predicted model, not a curated record. Gene Ontology annotation, biological process: regulation of RNA splicing. Gene Ontology annotation, cellular component: nucleus. The transcript has 7 exons. Lineage: Eukaryota; Viridiplantae; Chlorophyta; Trebouxiophyceae; Chlorellales; Chlorellaceae. The coding region runs from base 1 to 1062 and encodes 353 amino acids.